AUGAAUGUUUUACACUACUUGUAUGCCUUGCCUAAAUUCGACCGUGAAGUAAUAAUAUUGGUCUGUCAUCAGUUCCAGGACAAGGUAGAUUGUAACAGUUAUACUCACGACUUACGCGACUGGUUUUGAUCCCCGUCUAUAAUGUCAAUUUUUAUUUUCGGAACCUUUGGUUACGUCUCCUUCAGGUUGCUUUAAUUUUAUGUACUGAUAAUGAAACAACAUUUAGAGAUCAGAUUACUCAGUCAUCAUGCAAGCUUCAAAAUACUACCGGUGCAGUUAGACCUUUCAAGCACCUUCCUCCCCCCUCCCUACCCCAACCGCCACGCCAUUGGAUUUCAGCAUCAAUAUCACUGGUUAGGUAGUUCUCUAAGCAGCAGUUGGCAUAAAAGGAAAGAAACUUACACGGCAAGGUUUGUAUCAUAGUGUAAUUUAUACUUAGUGCCUUUUUGAAAUAGUUGGGUUUACUUCCCAAGAACGUAAUAACGAAGCAUCGGCAGCACUCACAAUGAUUUUAUCUCUAAUAAUAUUUAAUAUAUAUCAUGCCACAUUUGAAAUCUCAUCGUAAUUAAGGUGUAUCACAUGAAGAGGCUUUCUUUCCUAGUCCAAAAAAGUUAGCCGGAGUAGAGUUUCGUCAGUCAUCUUAUAUGUGAAUAAGCCAGAUUGCUUUUCCGUUCACCUAUAUACUGACGUUUAGCUAGUGUUCGAGUGGUACAAAUCAUGUUCGACUAUAUGUACUUAGCUUACUGAGUCAUCGUCUUUGCACUUUGUUAUCGUUAUAAGUGUUUAACUUUUAUACUUUUAGACAAUAACUAUACAUUUCAAUUCUCAGUCAAUACUUCUUGGUUUCAUAUUUCUUGAUCAUUUUGCAUGCCUCGUCAUCACAAGCCGUACUUCCAUCAAGAUCCUUCGAGACUUACACAUGCAUGCAGUUAAAAAUAAUUAAACUAGGAUGUAAUGUUUCAAACAUUUUAGAAAGUUUCACCACUCUGAACUAUAGGAAGGGUAUAUUUCUUACACUGAUCUAUGAAUUACUCUUUAAUUUAAAUAUUACGCAUAUAGCGUACACUCUUACUGUAAUGUUAAGUAUAUUAACAAUAAUUAAAUUAAUUAAGUGUACAUGCAUGUAGUUCAUGUGUACUGAUAAAAGAUUAACUGAAGUUAAACACUGUUGAGUUCAACUCAUCCGUAUGCCUGUGAUUAACGACAAACAAUAACACACACAACUUUUGCUUAUUGCCAUCAGAGUAAUUCAGUAUAGACUGUAGAGUAGCCGAACUCGACGGAUAGAUUGACAAGAUUGUUGGACUGAUCAUGCUUUAGCUGCAUGGUAGUACCCGGGCAUUACAUGAUGAGACGCGCGACCUUGAUUAGCUGUUCUCAAUGCUUUCCCAACAUGCACUAUUGUGUAUUCUACUUAAGUUAAAACAUAAUUGGCAUGCACACUGUACUCAUUUAUUCAAACCAUCCUUAUUUUAUUAAUCUAGAGCUUGACUACAGCAAACGUUCCCCGUCACAAUGUGUAACAAAUAACUCUCAUCAGCCAGCUAGCCAUAAACGUCGUCAUAGACAUAAAUUAUAUUGUCAUUGUGUUACAAAGAGAAUAAUUCACACGGAAAUCAGUUACAAUUAUAUUAAGUUGUAUAAUAAUUCGGAAAGUUCUCAACGAGUAUAAAUAGUCGUCUUGCUCGUGCCUGUAUUCUGUAAUUAAUAUCUAAUUUGCAGUGAUUUAAUGCCAAUUACUAGAUAACGGUAUAUGUAGGUACUAAUUAUGGUUGUGAAAACAACAUUGAUAUUUAGGCAUUGUAACUUAGCAUGAUCGCAGGAAUUUAUAUAAUUUGUAGCUUUGUAAAUUGUGCAUGGUAGACAGAAUUUUGAUGUUGUGGAUGUGUGUCGCGGAUAUCAUCUAGAUCUCAGAUUGCAGGGGAGCCAAAUUUGUAAUCCAUGAACAAAGCUAUAUGCAGAUACUUGUGAUACUACAUGAAUACAUUUUGUAGAAAUGUUCAUAAUUACAUGUUUUCUCCAUGGCUUGUGCCAGAUAUCAUUAAAUGGUUUCCUAAAACUAUGAAACUAAUAUGAAACGAAUUCCUCCUUGUUGCAAGGUCUGCAGAAGUGUGGAAUUGUUCUCUCCGACUGAAAAUUCAUAUUUCUAAAAUUACGUAGUUAACUUGAACCAAAGUGUGAAAUCCGAGAAACGUAGUCAGUAACUAUUCGUUCUGAUUUAAUUAUUUAGGCAUCUAUAUCUCCAAUGCAUCAACUGUAAGUGAAUUAAUCUCAAUAAAAGCAUACAAUAAUUCAUUUCGCUGCAGUUAUCACACUCGCUGCGCAAUUGGUAUAACUAAAACGUUUAUGAACUCUGCAUUUCUGAAGUAAAACAGAAUACACUAUACUGACCGCAUAGCUCGACCGCAGUACUGUUACACAAUAAACGUGGGACACAAAGUAAGUAUAAAGUAAGAAAAAAAAGUUGUUUUACAACUAGAUUCGCUAAAUAACAAUACUGACUGAACAAUUACUGAUAACAGGUUACGUUAGGAACAAACUAUGCCGGAUCUAAAACUAAGCCAUAGUCGGCUUAAUAACGUGUUCAAUUGAUUAUCGAUUGAUUAACAUAAAAAUACAGAUAAUUAUCUUUCUAUAUCCGAGUUGUACAGUGCAUGUAUGGUCAUGGUAUAUUAAUAAAGGAAGGAUUUAUAAUUAUGUACAUGAAAACAACUCUUUAAUUAUUAUGCUGUAUAACUUCAUGAGAUGUCUUUCAUCAUCAAAACUAUAUAUUUUGCAGUUUAAACAUGAACUUACAAAGUUGUACGGUAAUAAAAGAAAUAAAAACGAACAUAUUAAUCCAAUAAUAGAGUGAUAUUUUACUUUUUUGGCCUUGCUGUAAAUUGCUAUGCCGGAUAUACUAACGUUUUAAUUGAUAUUGCAUGUGUUAGAUUAGUCGCCGAAUAUUAAUUUGAUUAUAUUGUAUUAUUUGUCCAGUCGUUUAGUCCUUCUUUCAAAUGUUUCCUUGCUCUCAUACAAUAAACCCAUGGCGAAAUAUUAACGGAAUAUUCUACAUCAUUUCUCUACAAAGUUCGAUAUUUUUCAAGCUUGCCCGGUAUAGAUAUACACUCAGAGUAACACCACAAACAUCAUAUAUACAAUGUUAAUAUUUUGAUAUAGUGUACGCGUAGCUACGGGGGAAAUGGGGUUCCGCUCCCCAUUAUUUUCAAAACUGAGGAGAAACUGGGGGCGUAACCAUUUAAUGUUUUCAUUUAUGGUUCUUUUAAAAAUGCGUGAAAUAGCGUUUCGUAGGCUGGAAUCUGAGAAAAAUGUUCCGGGAAGCCAUACCCCAGAUCGGACGGACGAUUAGUCCCUCCUCCCCACACACACUCGUUUGGCGCAGGCUACGCCCCUGAUUGUACGCCUGUAUGAAAACAUUUUGAAAUAUUUCCCAUGCAAACGACUGGACAGGUUUGUUAAAAACAAUAAUCAAAUUAAUAUUCGGCGUCUAAUAUAAACUUACACAUGCAAUAUCAAUUAAACGUUACAUAUAAUGAUCCGGAAUGGAAAAGUAGUGUAAGGCAAACUGAAUAAACACAUGCUCAAUUUAAGCUAGCAUGCUUAUAAUAAGUAACUUUUUAAAGUAUGAAAAACACGAUUAAUUGAGAAAAUCAUUGGGAACAAAAUUUUGAAAAAUUGAAAACAGAAAAUUUUUUAGUUAUAUAAUUGCUGAAAGAAUUCAUGCAUGUGACAGGUCUGUAACUAAAUAAGAAGUUUAGUGGAAAAUAUAAAACAGGACGACAUGCAGGAAUAGUGGAAUACUGAAUGUAAUUUAUUCAAUUUCUAAUGAAGGGCUCUUAGACUACUUCCAGCUGCUCGAAAUGUCACAAAUAUUUUCUUUCUCAAAUUUUCGACAAUUUAGGUUUCACGUUAAUUUAAUAAAUUGAGACUAGUCAGAUCAUGCGAUUACAUGUAACUCUUUCAUUUUUCUGAGAUGUUGUAGUUUUAUUUGGUAGGUAAAUAUAAUAGUAUCAAAUAAAGUACUUGAUCUUGAAUAUGAGCUUGAAUAAAUUGUUAUAAUAAUAGUUAUAAUUUGCGAAUUCGUUUUUAUCGCUGUGUUUCUGAAUUUACUAAUAUACAGUUUUAUCUCCUCUGGGCCGCCAUAAAGAUAUAUAUUAUGGUGAAAUAAUGUAUCACCAGUGGUAGCAUUUGAGUGUUUUGUAUGUUCUGUAACCUUCUCUAAAAUCUCCCAAAAAGGCACGAAUAUUAGCGAUUCAUGAAGUAGGUCUAUUGCAGUGACUUUUCUCGAAGCGAAAAGAGCAUCCGUAAAUCCUGCCCAACAGUGGGCGCAGGAAGUCGGUGGCUGUUGUGACGGCUAAUUAAAGUACCUCAAUAACAGAAGUGUAGGUUAUCGUCCCAUGCAAAUAUUAUCAAAAAAACAUUUACUAUGCACCUGAUUUCGUCCAGGAAUAUUUAUAAUCUUAUAAGAAUAGAAUACAAUUGUGUAUCUUCACUUAUUGUGUCACUGACACUGUUUUUGGGAUUGAAGUUUUGUAAACACUGGCGCUCGACUCUAUGAAUCAGUCUAGAAUCCUGAUUACGGGCCUGUGUGCCGAUGCAGAAACAAAACUAAAUAACUGCCAGUAACUUAAUUUUGUAUUCAGCCAAAUGGCAAUCCCAUGUAUGCAUUCCUCAAAAAUCCCACGUCUUCCCGAAUUCCUUCCAAAAUUUGUCGGAAAAUCCAGUGCCAUAAUAUCCGUAUAUAGAAAAUCGAAAAAUCUCUUCCAAUCAAAAUCUUCAAAUACUUCAUUGACAUCCGUAAAUUCUGUUGAAAUCCAAAAUCUCUAGUAUGAUUUUGGUAAUCGAUCUACACGGAGCGGAUUUGGUUCAGCAAAGCUAAAUAUGAUCUCUUCAUCACAUGCAAAUUGAUCGAGGCGGCGUAAAAGUAGUUAUAAAUAUUGUGUGUUGUAUGAUAUAUCUUGGUCGCAUUCUAAGAUUUUCUCAAAAAUUUUGCGGAAUAUGAUAGAUCAUGUACUGUACCUUUUAUACAAUUAUAUACAUGUACAAAAAGAAAUUUGAUAAAAUAUAUUGCUUUAAAAGCUGUAUGAUCGUUGGCGUUGCGUAUAGACAGGAUAUAAUUUCAGUGCUUGAUUACCCUUUUUAUUAUAUUUAAUUUUAUAAUUAAUUAAAUAGAAAAGAAAGGAAAGUUAUUUGCAUGCGCGAAUUUGAAAUCAUUUUAUUUCAAACUCAAAGUUUAUCGAUAAAGGCAUGCAGUUUAGUUUUAUACAGAACAUUUUAAAACGUUUUACGAUUUACGAAGCGUUUGUGAAUUGUGGUUGAUUUUUACCUUUUAUUACAUAGGCUACAUGACAAAAUUACUGCAAUCUGAUUGGUUAAGCGGAGUGCAAUUAUUUCAUUAAUUAUUUAUCUUCUGUAAUCAGUGGCAAGUACUGCAAUUUCAUUGGUUUACAGGAGUGCGACUUGAGAAUUAAUCGCUGCAUCUUUUCUGAGCUGUAAUCGCAUCCUUGUCUACAGCCAAUGAAAAUCAGUCUAGUAUUUACAACUAGCCAACCAGCAUUCAGAAUACAAACUUUGAAUUUUAUCUUUUUUAUUGCUGUAAAAAUUCUCAAAAUGGAGGAAUUUACAAAUUGUCAUUUUGUGCUUUUCCCCCUUAAACAGUUUGAUUACAGAAGAUAAAUAAUUAAAUAAUAUAAUAAGUAAUAGAACGCAUUAAGUCGUACUAUUAAUGCCAUAAUCAUACUUAUAAUCUGUCCCAUUUGCAGAAACUCUAAUGUGGACGCAGCUUGUAGCUGCUGACUAGUUAACAUUUUAAAAAUUUACGUUAAGUAGGGCCUAACUGUUUAUAUAUUAUUUUGUCUGUUAUAUAUGUUGUAAUCUGGAGUCAAGCCUUGUGAGGGGCCACGUGUCCUAUUGCUUGUCUCCUGUCAACUUGUCUUUUGUUGCAAAUGUCCUAAAUCAAUAAAUAAAUAAAUACUCAGCUCGUGAUUAACAAAUCAACCUCCAGCUACGCGGUCGGUUGAUUUCGUAAUCACUCGUAUGGUUGGGGGGAGCGGGAAAUCAAAACAACAAAACUCCAAUAAUGGGGCGAAAUGUUUCUUGAAAUAAUUACAAACGUGGACGAAUUUAACUAAAUAUUAAUUGGCACAAGAAUGAGUUUAAAAACAUAGUAUGGAAAAAAGAGCUUGUGGAAAAUACCUGGACUAUGUAAGUCUGUAAUACAAUUUAUAAAGAUUUUCUUACUCUAAAAUAUGUUGUUUGAGUUUGAAUCAUGUGUUCUAGUUUAAGUUAUGUGCCUUUAUGAGUUUAUGAUCAUUUCCCAAGUUUGUUUAUGCCAAAUUGCUUAUACAAAAGAAUUUUAAUUUAGUUUUUUAAAAAAACUCGUGACAAAAUCAGUUCAAUUUUAAAGAAAGCGAUUUUGUCAUGCAUAUAAUAAAUAAAUAAAUAAUCACACGGGCAAGUCGUGCAAUUAAUGAUUAAUACUACUCGUGAUAUUUGAAAUAUGUGGCAAAUUGCACUCGCCUCGAUCGGUGGCUCGUGCAAUUUUGGCAAAUUUUUCAAAUAUCACGAGUAGUGUUAAUCAUUAAUUGCACCCCUUCCGAUCCCGUGUGAUUACCUAUUCAAAUUGAAGCUAACAUUACAUAUAUCAUUACAUAUACCUAGCAUAUACAGCUGAUUCAAUUAAGGCACAGUUAUUAAGGUUGUUCUUCCAAAACCUUAAACCUUAAACUCUGAGCGCGCAAGGGAUGAUGGGCUUUCACCUAUUAGGCAAUUAAACUCAGAAAAUUGCCUUUGCAGCCAUUAUGUUUUCUAUCGUGAGUCUUCUAUAUCUCUUAGGUAUUCUUACAAAGCCAAAUUUCAAAGUUUAUGAGUCUAAAUAAGCAAUAACCCAUCAUCCCUUGCGCUCUAAGAGUUCAAGGUUUAAGUUUUUGGAAGGACAACCUUAAUUUAAUUAGCUGUAUAUGUUUGGGAAAUUGAUAAUUUUGUAAUAAAAAGUGAUAUUAAUUUUUAGGGAAUUUUUCAAUCGUAAAAAUUUCUUAAUAAAAUUACCGUGUUACCAUGAUAAAUACUUUAAAUUCUUCAUGUUUGAAAAAUACAAUGGUUUUGUCAACAAGGCGAGCGUUUGUGCAUGCAUGUAUUUUCUGGUAUUUAUCUAUAUCUAUGCCGAAUAUUAUGCUUUUGACAAAAUUGUUAUUCGCGUAUAAAAAUUUGCACAAAUAGGCUGGACUGUAAGUAGAUCUAGAAAGUAGUUUAAAAUCACAUUGUUUUAGUUGUUAUACACGCCAUUGUUUUCUCAUAACAAAAUUGCGCGCAACAAAUGGUGAUGACGCAGCCAGGGGCGUAGGAACCGUGGGCCAAGGGGGCCUAGCCCUCCCUCCAAGUUUUCAGAAAACACAAAAAGUGCCCUUAUUCCGGUGGCAAAGUGCCCUUUGCCCUCGAGAAAAAUUUUGUUCAGAUUACAUUUUUGACCCACGGAUUGUUGCAAAGUAACAUUUGUGAGUCUUUCUGGUUACUUGAGUGCGGGGCAGUUAAACGACAAGAAAUGACUAGUCUGCUUGGCGCGCACUCUAUGCCUGCGAAUCUGGCCUUUCAGUACCGAAAAUCGGGCUGGAGCACAACAAAUUGCAAAAUUUGCACGAUGCUCGUUUGCAAAAAUAACUGCAAACCAGUGGCGUAGCGCUCAUUGGUUAGGGUUAGUUCAAAAACUAAGGGCCCCCGACAGGUAGGGGCCCCCAUCAGCCACAGCCUAUCGCCCAGAAAAUUAGAAAACGUAAAAGAUGCAGGUGAAGAAAAUGAAAAAUUAACAAUGCUAAAUAAUAAAGCCUCCAUCGACAACGGUAGCUGAUUUUUUAUUCCAUCUCAAAUAAAACAAAAGUUAUUCUUAUUGGUUGUUACAUGUAUUGGAGACUGUUAUUGUUAUUGUUAUAGACACGGAAUUUUCCAGAACAUUCUGUAAAUAUUCAAUAUAAAUAUAACAUCUCAGUCAAACAAUGACAACAGGCAUUUUAUCUAACAGGGGCCCCCACACCAAAUAUGCCUAAGGGCCCCCUCUUCCUCCGUUACGCCACUGCUGCAAACUGCUUUAAUUCUUUGUGUCACUUUCAUUUGAUUUCAUCCGUGAGUUGGCCUCAACGGCCUUUGAUUUAUGAUUGGAUUUACUCUUCCUUCUUCCCCCGUCGCGGACAUUUCCGGGGAAAAAGUUUUAGGUGCCCUUUCCAUUCCAAAAGUGCUUCCUACGCCCCUGGACGCAGCGUGAAAUUUCGCAGGGCGUUUUUACUGGUGUCGAAUGUCAAUAAAAUUCAAUUGUUCGGAGGAUAUUGCCGUAACACAGACAUUACAAAGCUAAUAGCUAUAACUGAAGUAGAAUUGAUCUUUCGAACUUCGUGCCUCUACGCAAACGCAAAGUCAAAAACGCAGAAAAAAGACAAAAAUGGGUUUUGUUCUCCAAGAAAAAGAACGUCUACAAAUAUAAACCUAUCGCUGUGCAAAAGCUCGCUGAAAGAGAGUAACAAAGGGUCUUGGUUCGCUCAGGAAAGCCAGUGGUCAGAAGAUUUAAAUGCUCCCAUAAUUGCAACUUUAGCUGAACCGGUAACUUGUGGCAAUUAAGUGAAGAUAGAAUCUAAAAAGGAAGUUUUUCUUGCUGAAAAUAAUGCCAUUGCUGUCGAUGACCCCUCCCCUGGAAUUUCCACAUAUUUUAAGUGAAUUUUUAGCCUCCCCUGUGGAAUUUCCACAAUUUUUUUAUGAACUUUUAACCCAUCCCAUGGAAAUUCCUUGACAGUUUUUGAUCUGGCAUGUGGAAAUUCCGUAUUGAUUCUUUGAUUAGUAGCUAUCUCUUGGAAAAUUCCUUGCUGAUUUUUAUCCUAUCCUUUGGAAUUUCUUUUUCAUUGUUGACCCUCCCAUGGAAAUCCAUACGUUUUACUCAUUUUUCUUACUUACCCUUUGGAAUUUCCGCAGAUUUGCUUUAAAAUUUGGACCCUCCCAUGGAAAUUUCUUUAUUUUUGGUUCACUUUUGUAGAGGGCCAAUGGAAAUUCCACAUGUCCUCAAUAGGGGGGGAUUAAUAAUGCGAUCAGCCGAUGGUCCUCGUAUAUAUGAUCCAGAUUCAAGUGAUCGUGAGAACAAGGGCGUCUAUGAUUUAAUUAACAAUUAUUCGCCGAAGGCGAGGUGAUUAUCGGUGAAUAAAAACCGAGACGAAGUCGAGGUUUUUAUUCACGAUAAUCACCGUGCCUGAGGUGAAUAAUUGUUUUAGUAUAAUUUCAUAGGUGAUCAUUUGGAAAAAAUUUUAAACCAAUCAGCGACCAAUCAGCGUGGAGAAUUUUCAAUAAUCACCUAUGUAAUUAUACUAACUUUCCUUAAACCCUCAGGUAACUAUGCUGUACAUUGUUAAUCCUGGCAAUAUGUAAGAACUGCGGAAGAAUUCUGCGGUUUCGCCGGUUUGUAAAACUUGCUACAACCUUUUACAAGUUGUCGAAAAAUCGGGGAUCAAAGCAAUGUCUUGGAGCCAAAUGAAUAUCGAGUGAGUCUCGCCAGUUUAGUAAACUGUUUCUAAUUCCCUAUAAGGUCCCCAAGGCGGGCAGAAUGUACGAAAUAAACCGUGCGCGCGUGAGUUGUUGGUUUUCGUGCUAAAAAGUGAAAGUAAAUUUCAUUUUUACAAAAAGAAGAUCAUCAACUCCAUUAGAAAAUUGGAAAAAUAGCAAAAAUUUAAACCAAGUAUAAGAUAUUCAAGUGAGUGGUAUACGGGUGAUACGCUCUCUUUUGAGUUCGUAUAAAUUGCAUGUAACACAGUUGGUACUUUCACCAUAAGACCCGUAAUUGUUUCAUGAAUCUGCAGGUUUAUUAUUCAUUCAGCAUCAGUGACUUGUUCGAUUAAUUGAGGUCUAUACAUAUAAUCUUAAGUUGCCAUACGAAAUUUGGAGUCAUCAUGUAUUUCCUUUUUCGUGUUAAUUAUAUUAAAUGACUUGGAUGAUCAAGCUCAAGUUGAUCAAGUACACAGCAUGGGGUACACUCUUUCAUGUCGAAAACAGGAGUGCAUGCACUCUUAAUAUUAUACAGUGCAUUCCUGCUGCAAUUUAACGUAAUAUUGUUGAUUUUAAUUACUGCUAAGUAUACUUUGUUUUGAUCAACUGCCUAUAUAAUACAGGCCUAAUUACAUUUCAAACACAUUCGUCAUCACCUCUUUAGAUAUCCCAUUCGUUUAGUGGCAGUAAAGUGUGUGCUCACAUGUACCCAGUUAACCAGUUAACUGUUAAUUUUCUCGAUGUCGUAGUUGAAAAUGCUGGUGGUAAUUUCAUUACAAGUUUGUUUUGUAAACCUACUGAUUGCCACCAUGCAGUAUCUUCACUAUGAUUCAUCACACCCUGCACAUGUUAAAAGGUCUAUAGUAUAUAGUCAGGGUCUACGCAUCAAGAAGAUCUGCUCAAGAGAGGAAGACGCUGAUAAACAUUUGCAGGAAUUGUCGAGUUGGCUGCAAAAUAGAGCCUACCCAAUGUGGCUUAUUAGGAAAGCAUUUAAGAGGUUACAAUCUUGUGAUAAAGCAUCUAACAAAAAAAGAAAAAUAGGAGUACCUUUGACAAUUACGUUUCAUCCUCUGUUAAAGGACUUCGCCUUCGGUCUUAUAAUCCGUAAAUAUAUACAUCUAUUAUACUUAGAUCCAGAAGCUCAGAAAAUGUUUUCGCCAGGACCAUUCAGUUGUGGCAUUUAAAACUGGCCGCAACUUGAAAAGUUAUUUAGUUGGCUAAAGUACCGCCGUUAGUGAGGGAAAAGGGGUGUAAGAAAUGUAAGAAAGCACGAUGUUUAACAUGCAAUAAUAUUCGAGAAACCGACAGCUUUGAGUGUUCAACAGAUGGUAAACAGUACAAAGUGAACCAUAGGUUGAAUUGCGACUCGAAAUGUGUGGUUUAUCUUCUUACCUGUAAAGUCUGUAAAAAACAAUAUGUUGGCGAAACAACAGAUAAAUUUAGGUACCGUUGGAAUAAUUAUAAAGCUUGCCACAAAAAGGCAGUUAAUAACGAGGCCUAUACACAAAUGUUUUUCCAUCAACAUUUCUUGGGUAAUGGACAUAAUGGAUUGAUUAGUGAUUGCGAGAUUGUUUUAAUUGAUAAAACUGACCCAGCGGAACCGACCAGACAUGAGGCAUUUUGGAUAAGCAAACUAAAGACAAUGCAUCCUUCGGGAUUGAACAUAGAGAAUGCGAUAGUAAUGUUAAUUAUAGUUAACAGGAUAUUGUUACUUGUAUGGUAAAUCACUUAUAUUCAUAUUAUGCAUAAUUAGCAAAAUUGGGAGGGUAUAAUUGGGAGGGUAUAUCAGCAUUAAAAUUUCUGAAACUGCGUAAAAAUAUUUGAUCCGGCCAGUCAUGGCAUUAUGUAUGCGAAAAUAGGACACAAUUGUUGAGUAUUAAUUUAUAAGUAUGAUUUAAUCCUUAAGAUAUUAACAUGAAAUAUGUGUGAACGCUUCAGUCAAGACUAUUGUUUUCAAUCUCGUUCUUUAAUGUUCAACAUAUUCCAUGCAGGAUCCUGCCACCACACCCGUUUCUCCCCCAGAUUACUUUCUUAGACUGCUUCUGUUUAAAUGUCCCAAAAUUUGAUGUGGUUCGAAGUAGAUUCGUAUGCGUAUAAAUUUCGUUGUUAAAUUAUGGUACUUUGCAUGAGACAAAAUACUUAAUUCCCAGUUAAAAGCGUGGUUUAUGGGACAUACCUAUAUUGCUAUGGAUAUUGCUAUAGGUACUUACGGCACUUAUUUUAUACUCUCAGCCAAACAAAGGAGACCCUCCCAAAACAUUACUCAAGAUUUUGUUAAUUGCACUAAUAACUAAUAUACGCGUUUCCUGUUAUUUGUUUUACAGUUUUAGCGUAAUCAAUGCUUCCUUAUUCGUGAGGUUAUGCAACAAAUCAAUUCUAUAGGCGUGUUCAUUCAUGUAACUGCUUUAUAAUUCUACAUCAAACCAGAUAUUUUAACAUUAAAAAUCCGACCCGGAGCUCCUAGUUUGCUGGCGGACAGUGGUCAAGAUGGUUGUUUAUGCCAAAUUUCGGAUGUAGUUCAAUAUACCGGCUGUAUUUCCUUGCCCGCGUGAGAAAUGUAAUAGUACAUUCCAGCAAUUGUAUUAAGGCCCACAUCGAUCUUCGGGAAAAAAGAAAUGAACUUUCACUCACUCACCCUCUCAGCUCAACGUGGACGACCAGUGGUUCUACUCUAUAUAUAUGGACGAUACUAUAUAAUGCAUAUGAUUUAUUGAGAGAAAAUCAAUCUCCCUAUAUGCAUAAUUUAAACAAAUUAUAGACGGACCUGCAUAUUUGCAUAUAUGCUACUUUUAAAAGCUGCAAAGAUUAUUUAUUAGUGCUUCCUAUACACAUUAAAGGUUUUUCACCACACUGGCCAUAACGAUAUUUAAGACAGGUGGGUGUAAAUUAUAAGUUAUAACACUAUGUUUAUAAUUACCCUUAAAUCUCUCUAUUUUUUUAUCAAAAAUAAUUCUUUUAGUCCAUCUAUAAGUCAUCACCAAAUCAAAUACCGUUACUAUUACUAUUACUAGUUUAUAUCCCACAUACUUCCAUGCCAUAAAUAAUCAUUUUAAAUUAUAUUCAUACGACUGCAUCUAUCCGAUCGUUUCUAUUUCCAUUUGCCCCAUUGUGACAGAUAUGCUGCUCAUACCUCGUUGAGCAUCACGCGGUUGGCUGCUAGUCGCAGUAAUAUUAUAGGAAAAUGACUAAAUCAUGUCUUAAUGUCUUUAAGUAGAUAUUUGGACAGAUAAUUAUAUAUACUGUUUUUUUGUCAUAUUCGCGCAUGCAUGCAUGUAAUCCUUUCGUCCUUUUGAUAAUGUAAUUCUUUAUAUAUGUUGCAAACAAAUCCCAAUUCCAUGUAUAAUAUAUGCAUGGUAGAACUGAAUUAAAAGUCAGACGUUUUUUCCUGGCCCAAUUUGCUGUUCUUGUACUUGUUAACCUGACACAGUAAGUUAGCUGUAAGGCUGGCAGCGAAGAAAAUAAAUUAAAACAGAUAUGUUAUUGUUUUUCUCCAAAUUUUAAGAAUAUAUUUCAUAAGACAUGUAUUUUUGCGGAAACAAAAUAACGACAUGAUACUGCAACCUACGACCUAACCGGCGCGAGGAAAUUAAAUCUAAUAAUAUGUGUAUAAAUUCGUAAACAAUCAUUAUACGAAGUCUCCACAUCGGAAAUCUAACGAACAAUAUACAUACUUGUACUCCCUAUUAAAUGUGUUCUCUAACAACUUGAGAAGGUGUUAACGACAUGCAUAAUGACGUUAGUCGUAAAGAAUUUUAAUUGGACAAUAAAGCAUUUAGACAGUGAGAAAAACAGUCAGCGAGAUGAAACAGCAUGUUGAAAAUGUGCACUGGCUCACAAAAGCAUAUCAAAUUUUGAAUAUUUUAUACGAAUGUUUGUCAAAAGGAAUGUACUCAAAUUAAUUAGUGCGCAUGGUAAAGUUGGAAAGGUUGAGAAACAUGCACAUCUAGUAAAUUGGUAUUGAUUAAAUGAUUAACAAUUUCGAAAGUAUCUAACUGAUAUGAAGCCAAUACAUAAAAAAUAUAUUUUAUUCACCCACAACUCUGCAAAAUCUUGAUACUUAAACCAAUAUAAUGAGCUAUGGUAACUCAAAGGGAAAAAAUAAAAACAUGGCAACGAUACCAUAAAAGGCUUAAUGAGGUAGACUCCAAGAUAUAGGGGGCACACGUGCAAGGAAACAGACUAGCAGAUUUACUGAAGAUUCAUAAUAUUUUGAUUUCUUGCAGCCCAACAAUUGAGUUUGGAAAAAUAACCCGAUGAAGGUGAGAAAAAGAUUUAUUGAAUCCAAAUUGAAAGUGUUUUUAAGUUAAGAAACUUUGAAAACGACUUAUAAAGGAAAAGUAUUAGCUAUCUGAAACAAGUCGUAUGGUCAAGUAAUCUGAAAUAACUUGUGUUGUUGUAAAGUGAUUGAUUACUUGAUAUUUUUAUUCAAACAUGUGGAAAUUUUUGUUUGUCUUAGAUGCAAGUAUAGAGUUAUUUCUCGAAGAUUCUAAAACAAGGACAUGCUACAAUUACCAGAAUGUUUAGUACGGGCACAAAGAAAAAGAUGACUGUGCACUUUACACAUCCAAUUGUAUACUUUACUAUUUUGAGUAUCAUAUUGACUUGAACCGGGUAAAUUAAUAAGGAUCUAAAAAUCACUCCUUAAUUAUAAUGCAGUUAAAAUCCUAAAUAUGAGUGCAAGAACAGCCAGCGGUUAGAAAAUGGAAAAUUUAUGACCGCAGUAUGAAAGCGAUUAUUGUGUAUAAGACGUGUACUGAGUGUAUAUAGUAUUGAAUUUAAUAAUUAGUUAAUUGGAUUUCUUUCUUUACUCAUUAUGAUUUAGUCGUUGCCAAAUUACUGUUAUCUCAGACAAUUGAAGCAUUGGUUGACUUUCACACAUGUACAUGCACUGUUUGCUACACUUUUAUGUUUUGAGAAAGACAUCUUCCACGCGAUUGUUAAAUAACUGCAUGGUAUUUGCAAAUUAAAUAAAGGCACUAAAUGCUCUUUCUGGUACGACUGGGUUAAAUCAUAUAUAGCAUGCGUACAUCAUUCAAUAAAGUCUUCUCUUGAGUCUUGUUUUAUUCAAUAAUUAAAACAAAUUGAAUAAUCAACAUUGCGUAGUAAGAAACAUUGCGUAAUAAAAAUACCUGUAUACCUCAAGUAUACAAUUUUUAUUACAAUUAUACAGUUUCGUUUAAGAAACAUUGUGAAAUGAUGAAGUACGAUACAUUUUCUCUAUUCUGACUUGCUAGUUUAUUUGGUCGGCUACCUUUGGGGAAUUAGUGGAGCACAAGCGGAUAUAAAACUAUUUGAACGGAAAUUAACGUUCAAAGUCAAACUUUGAAACUGUUCAUAUGCAUGAGCUGUGCCUGCCCGGUUAGCCGGGAGGAAUUGUGUCACGAAUUAUUUUCUCUGGCCAUGAAAGAUCGUUUGAGUGAACUUUUUACUGUCACUGGAAUCAAACCAAUUAGCUAGUUCAAUUUUGAAAUGUUAUUUUGGCAUUUGUUGAUGCCAGCUCUUUUUUCAACCACUGAAAAAGGCGUCACACAAUUUAUAGGAAUAUAGAAAUGAUAUGAAUAGUUUGAAGAAUUUGUGUUUUUCUUCAGGGUUGAUUUUUUAUAACUUUCUCUUCGACUGAUUUCAUAGAUUACGUAAUGACUGCAUAUACUAACAUUUAAAAGGUGACGAAUUUUCAAAGAACAGCUUACUGUAUAAUUCAUUGCUCAGUAACGCAAACUACACUAACAAUAACGACUCAAUCUAAUUAUCUCAUCAGUGUGUGUAUAAAAUAUUGCGAUUGUUAAUAAAUUUAAUUAAUUCCGUGGGCAUAUAUACAAGCAGUUUAAGUAGAAACAAUGCUGUAUUGCUUUGUGCAGUGUAUUAAUUGGCAUUGCGUAGUCAAACGCCUAGGCGGCCCACUUUGCAAGCAAUAUCCGCUUGUAUAGUUGUUGUAUAGUUUAUUUACCAUUUACGGUCUUUCAGUAGAACAAUUAAGUUAUACUUGUUGGAGUGCUUAUAAUCAUGCAAUGAUUCAAGAAUCUCAACAGUAAAGGAUUAGAAUUGUCCAUGCUCAUCGUUUACAAGGCGAGAUUGUACCAUAUAUCUAGUGUUUAUCCUUUAGUUCAGCGAGUUAAAGCGCAGCAUAUUAACUGAACAUUGUCCUCGAGGGUAAUUAUUAUUUCAUUGAAUUGAUACUUCAGUUGUUGAUUAACUUAAAUUUGCUUGGCUUGCUAUCGAUACUGUAAACACUUCCAUAAUAUAAAUCAUGAAUAUUAAUUUUUUAUUGAAGAUUGUCUCAGGAAAACACUGCUGAUACCCUUCAUGGGCUUAGCCUUAAAUAUCAUUUCAAGAAGGACUGGACUAUUGAAGAGGCACAACCUUACACAAACACAACCGAAGAUGAAUGUUGAACGACAACCACAUCCACAUUCAAUUGAAGCUAUUCUCGGUUUGAAAGAUACUAGCAAGCAAAACGUACAGUCGUUCCGUCCAUAUAGCAAACCUAAAACUGAAUGCAUUGCUAUGAAUGAAACGUCUGCAAGUACUGGUAGUUCUUUCACACGAUUAGUGCCACGAGCAGGGCGCCUUCCAGGAGCAUCAGUGUUACUGAAAGCUGAGACAGAGCGAUGGUUUGUACGUUGUGGUUUACAAACGCAACCAGAUAAUUGGUUGGAGAAAAUGGAUGCAUAUUCGUUUAGAGCAACGAUGUUAAGGACAGAAAUAAGCGAACAAGGUAUAUGAGAGUUAAAUUCUUAAUAAUUAUUGGAUGAGGUUGAGCGUGGUAUUGAAAAUUUUCAAGGCCGAUGUUGUGUUAACAGGCAUGUGAAGCCACAGGCUGAGGCAGAUAACCGUUACAAACUGAGGCUUUGAUAAUCCAGUCUCGAUAUCAUGGGAAACCCAAUAGAAUUACCCGUACAUAAGAAGAAAGAAAAUUGUUUAAGUAGAAUAGUCUUAGGAUUGAGUAAGGUUUGCUUUCUCAUCAAGAUACUUGAUGAAAACUAUUGAUGCUGUCUUUCGAGCUCGACUAAUGAUUCCCGCUUUCAGUAACAGAGGUAGAUCUUUCAGUAUAUAGAGGUUUUAUAUCUUCUUCGAUUUGCUGGAGUUACAAUUAUUCUCUGCAGAGCCGACGUCAUAUCACUACAUUGCACAAAUAUAUUGUCUGCAAGUAUGACGUCAUAAUUAAGCGAUAUCAAGAAGGGAGAUUGUAUAAGUAAUGUGUAAAUAUAGUUAUUUGAGUAAUAUCCCACAACUAUAGUUAUAUAGCUAUAUACAGGGUGUAUAGAAAUUUAGCGCGCAAUUGAAUCUGAAUUACUCUGUAUAUGAACGAGAUUUUUUCAUAUUCGGAAAGAUCGGGAUUUUAGCUGUUGGAUGAUAUGUUCUUCAUGCCAAAUUAAAUGGAUAAAAAAUGAGCAAAUACGAAAUGUUAGUCAGAAUCGCAUAUUAAAAGGGAAUUUAAGAUCUUGACGACGAACUACCGACUACGUUUGAAAUAAUUUUGUGUUCGGUAAGUUUAAUUUUUAAUUUUCAUGAUUUCUUUAUAAAAAUACUGUCCAACCUGCAAUGACGUUGCGUAGUCAGUUUCGGUGCUAUGUUCUUGAUUCUGUUUUAUACAACACAAGAAUGUGAUUUUUACGCUAUAGCGAAGUCGCUAAGGUGAUCUGCUCUGGUAUAAUUAUGUAAAUGUUGUCUGCCCUGUGUAAUGCGAAAACAAGCAUUCAACCAUAUACCGUACCCGUUGUUCGUUUUCGGCUUCUUAAACUCCCUAAAAUUAACCCUCUUUGGGACUUAAGUUGAUGAAAUGUCAAUUGAAAUGUCAAUAAACUACGCAAAUAUUCAUAAUUAUUAUUACGUAGGAAUAAAUCUUAGCUAAGCUACUACAAGUUCGUGAUUAAUUGCUUUUUCUUUUGUUAUACACUGCUUUAAUUACUAGGCACAGUGGUGAAAAUAUGCGAUUCUGACUUAACAUUUUUUAUCGGAUUCGUAAUUGCAUGCUCAUUUUUUCUCCACUUGGCAUGAAAAACACCUCAUUCAAUGUAGCUAAAAGGCUGAUCUUUCCGAAUAUACUAAACAUGAAAAAAAUUUGUUCAUACGCCGAGCAAUUCACGUAUAAUGGCGCGCCGAAGCUCGAUUACCUUUUUUUUCUACACAUGUAGUGCAGCAAAUUUUGUAUUUUUUUAAGAUUGAUCAUUUCAACUUGCAAUCUAGUUAGUUGCUUACAUGUAUUUAGUCUAGCAUGAUUUACUGAAAUUAAAUGAUCCAUUUGAUCAGUUUAAUUUAUGAAUAAUAAGAUGGAAAUGCGGUUAUCUUCAUACCCUGGCCAAAUUAAGUAAAUGUAAUGUAGAGAUGCCGAUGGGGAGAUUAAAAAUGUUGAUGUGGAGAAUGUCUCAGGGCGCGUAGAAAUCUUGGGUCCUAUCAGCGUGAUAGCUGUUUCCGUCAGCAGAGCGAUCAUGGCAUUUCGUCUGCAAGACAAUAUACAGGGUGUAUCAAAAUAAACGCAACCUCGGAAUUUCCUAAGAAAUCACUUUGCAAUUCUUAAGCAUAAAAGAUUUUAGGCCCCUGGGAAUUGAAAUUGAAUUGCUAAUAGAUCAUAUUACUGUUGUUGUGGAUUAAAUAAAUGCAUAAAUUUUGCUUGAUGCACUCGCGUGUGCAGUAAUUUUGACAGUUAUGCUAUUUUAAAUUCCCAGGCGCCUAAAAUAUUUUGUCUUUAAAACAAUGUUGAUUUCUUGGGAAAUUCCGAGGUUGCGCUUUUUUUGAUACACCCUGUAUAUUUAUAAUUAUGAUAUAUCCAAUUAUUAUUUAUGAAUUAUGAGUAAUUAUGGUUUAUUACCUAUACAUGUCUGAAACAGAGCUUAUACAUUCAGUGGAAUACACAUAAAAAUGCAUUCCGCCUUGAUAUAGCUGCAAACGAUAUCAAAUGCGUUAAUUCUCCCAUGGCCAAUUACUGAAAUAUUAUAACUAAAAAAUAUUAUAAGUGCACUCAUGCAAAAUUAUAAUAAUUUCAGAGCAAUAUAGGUAUGAACAAAAUGUUUUGUAAACACGUUUACGCCAAUUUAUUUAUUCUAGGUGAAACUGAUAAUUUUAUGGUGCAAAGGCCAAAAUAUAGCGAAGAAGAUCCCGAAGUCUGCCUGAAACAACGUCGUAGGCGGACAGCUUUCACAAGUAAACAGUUAACUGAACUUGAAAAAGAAUUUCAAACCAGGAAAUAUCUCUCCGUUGAAGAGAGACAUCAAAUUGCGAGAGAGCUGAAACUCUCUGAGAUGCAGGUAAAAAUAUGGUUCCAAAAUAGACGUGCAAAGUGGAAACGUGCACGACGUGGCACUUCGGGACGGACAACUAAGACCGACGGUGCAUGUAAUAAAAGUAGGGUAGUUGUGCCCAUUCCUAUUCAUGUCAAUAGAACAACUGCAAGAAAUCAUCUUCAUAUACCGUGAACAAGUGAAUGUUUAUAUCUGCACAUUCCAUGCCGUGAUUGCUCUUGGAGUUAUCUUUGUGAAAAUGGAGAGAAGUCCAAUACCAGAAGGAAGGAAUGAACUGAUGAAACUGGCCCGGCUAAACAUCACAAUAAACUUGCAUGUACAUAUACGAUCACAGAAUUGAAUUUCACUGAAAUAACUAUACAAUGUAAAAUUGUAUACAAUAAUCAAUAUUUACAGUGGUAAAUUAAGAACUAGGAAGUUCUGAAAGCAUAGCAAGUAACUGAAAAUGAUAAUUCACAGCAAUCCACCUUUACUACGAUAAGUAAUAUUGUCAUAUUGUCAAUACAUGGACAACUUUUGUUGCCUGCCACUAAAAAUAUAUACACGAAAUAAAACUACAGAAAAUCAUAUAAGAAAGGAAAAAUUCCGAUAAUUUGUUUCAGUAAGUAAGUAUAAUUCUUUAAUGCCUCUAUAUUUGAAGAUACGAAUAUUUACAAUUUAUAAAUAAAUAAUUAAAAUUAAUUUAAAAAAAGACAAACAACACACGUGCACAAACUAAUGAAUAUAGUCUCUGAAUCCAGAUAGAUGUCAAUGUAACUGCAUGGUUAUUGUUAUUAUCUGUGAAAUCAACUCAGCAUGCAACGAUAAUGUAAAAGUUUUGCACUUGAUUAUUGUCAUAUCCUUGCAUGGAUUGCAUGUUUCCAAAAAUCGUGUACAUAAAAUUGUCCUCACCUAACGAGUUAAUGUUUGCUACGAGUUCCAUUGGAAAAAAUCUGUGAUGCGUUCCCAAAAUUUUGUUCUCGCUAAUUGCGUUUCACAACAAUGCAACAUAGCAUAUUUUACAGGAUUUAUGUAGUAGUUACCACAAGACAUACAGUAAAAUUGUGUUUUUUUCCCCAGUAAAUCUCACACCAUUCACAUAGAAUGACCCACAAAGAAUUUUAACAACAAUUGCCACUUGGUUGGCCAUCUCGCUGAUUUCAAGAGCAAACUGCAGCCACAUGUUACGCAUUGGUUCUUUUACGACUUGAUUGUAUAAUCCUGAUUGUUUAUAAUGUUGCGUUUUGAUAUUCCACAACUCAAUCUCCGUAUGUCUUGAUUAUAAUAUUCUCAAUUACUGUUUUCUUCCAUUCAGAUUUGCUGGGAAAAUUACAGGGCAGCUUUUUACGAUAUCUUGACCGUGGUCCAAAAGAGUUAUUUUUUAGCAACAAACAGAGGAGUGAAGACAAUUUUCAAACUCAAAACACUACCCAAAAUGUUAAAAAAUCCACCCUAUCGAUACUAAAGAUAGUAAAAUAUAGUAAAUUGACUUCAGCGGACUUAGAGCCUAGCCCGAAAUGUACUUUUCUCCGGCCAAAAUGCGAAAAAAAUAAAUAUAAACAUCGAAAAAACACUGGCCAGUGAUACACAUGUUUUGAUUCAAUGCUCCACAUAUAUUCAGCUACUCUGCGAAAAUAUACCUAUAAAUAUAAAUACUACAACGUACAACUUACAGCGAACCCGACGAAAUUCAUGUCGAAGAGGAAACCCAAGUUGAAAGCGAAGGCCAGCGCUAUCUUGAAAAUAUUAACAACGAGCGUUUUCUUAGUGAUGGUACAGAUAGUGAUAGCAGUGAUGAUACUGUAAAGAGUUAUAAUAGACAAGCCACGACUCCUGUAUCAAAUACAUGUAACACCAAUGUGUCGGCUCUGCAUGAUCUCGAGAGAAGAAUGAACCAACUCGAAUCAGAAUUAAAAGAAAGAAUUAUCGGUAUGCGAACGGAAUUCAAAACGAUGCAAGAGACCGAGCUAUCAAUUAAAGGGCAAGCUGAAUAUAUAACAUUUCUAAAAUCCCAGAAUAAACGUUUGGUGAUGGAAAAUAGAGAGCUACAAGAGAAGUCGUUCAAUCUAUUAUAUAUCGUUUCAGAUCUAAAUACCAAGUUAAAAGAGGCAGAAAAUGACAAGCUCAGUCUUGUAACUGCCAUAAAAAUUCCUACAGACAGAAAUACCUGAGAAUGCGGCCAACAAUCACACUAAAGCUGGUAAUACAAAAGCAACCGGUCAAAAGGAAACGUUUGACGGCGAUAUUCGUCUAGUUUAUGUUAGUAAGCCAAUGCCUGCCGUGGAGACAAGAAAUCGGUAUAACGUUUUAAGCGAUGUAGUGGCAAAACCUUCAGAGAGUGAUGCAUCUUCAAGUGAAUUUAUUGAGCCUGAGAAGUCAAAGACAGCAAGUGGAAUGUCUGGUCAACGUGUAAACGGGAAAAACAGGAAGUCUAGAACGACGGUCAUAAUAAGUGACUCUGAAUGA
Messenger RNA from Paramuricea clavata, 21197 nucleotides. The record is from the annotation of a GenBank genome assembly. Lineage: Eukaryota; Metazoa; Cnidaria; Anthozoa; Malacalcyonacea; Plexauridae.